UCCAGCAUUUCAAGCUGAUCUUCUAACCAACUUAAUAGCUGCAAAUCAUGGCCAUGUCAACUAUGGUCUAUAACCAUCUUCCAACCACUUUAAACACCAGUUUCAAUCGGGUUCCUACCAUCUUUGCCCCUCAAAAUGUUGUUCUAGGUCAUCCCAGAACUAAGAUGUCGAAUCCUGGUAUUCGUCUAGCUGAAUCAUUAUCACACCUUCUCCAUCUCCAUAUUGAAACUCCUUCAAGGAAAAAUCCUCAAUUUUCCAAUUGGGAUUUGCUUAGUGAAGAGAAACAUAAUACCCCAACAGUUUCUCCCAAGGAGGUUAUUGCUGAUAGAUGGUGUGAAAUUCAUGGUAAUAAGGAUUGGGACAAUCUUUUAGACCCCCUUCACCCUUGGCUACGGCGGGAAAUUGUCAGGUAUGGAGAGUUUGCUCAAGCGACAUAUGAUGCUUUUGAUUUUGACUCCUUCUCAGAGUAUUGUGGUAGCUGCCGGUACAAUCAUAACAAGCUUUUUGAGAAAUUAGGCCUUAAUAAAAAUGGUUAUGAGGUGACCAAGUACAUUUAUGCUAUGUCACACAUUGAGAUGCUACAGUGGUUACAGAGGUCAAAUUUAACGGAAACCUGGAGCAAGGAUUCCAACUGGAUGGGCUACGUGGCAGUUAGCGAUGAUGAGGAGACAUGUAGGAUUGGACGAAGAGAUAUUGUGGUGGCUUGGCGGGGUACGGUGGCACCAUCAGAGUGGUAUGAGGAUUUUCAGAGGAAACUGGAACCAAUCGGGCUUGGAGAUUCUAAAGUUGAACAUGGUUUUCUUAGCAUUUACACUUCAAAGAGUGAAUCCACAAGGUACAACAAGUCCAGUGCUUCGGAGCAAGUAAUGAAAGAAGUGACAAGACUAGUGAAAUUCUAUGAAGGAAGAGGUGAAGAAGUGAGUUUAACAAUCACCGGCCAUAGCCUGGGUGGUGCGUUGGCUCUCCUUAAUGCCUAUGAAGCUGCAGCUACCCUUCCAGGCCUUCCUGUGAGCGUGAUUUCCUUUGGUGCACCUAGAGUUGGGAACAGUGCCUUCCGGGAUGUGCUUGAUGAAUUAGGAGUCAAAACAUUGAGAGUGGUAAUCAAGCAGGAUUUAGUCCCCCGAAUGCCAGGGGUUGUUUUUAAUGAGAGUUUUCAGAAGUUUGAUGAUAUAACUGGAACAUUAGAGUGGAUUUACACACAUGUAGGAACUGAACUGAGACUGGAUGUUAGUUCAUCACCUUACCUCAAGCGCGGAUUCAAUCCAUUAGGAUUCCAUAGCCUUGAGACUUACCUUCACCUCAUUGAUGGUUUCCUAAGUACAGACUCAGAGUUUAGAUCAGAUUCACGUAGGGAUAUUGCCUUGGUGAACAAGGCAUGUGAUAUGUUGGUGGAUGAGCUAAGGAUCCCUCAUUUCUGGUACCAACUGGCCAAUAAAGGAUUGGUUUGUAAUGAACGUGGCAGAUGGGUUAAACCAAAAAGAGACCCUGAAGACAUUCCCUCACCUAUAGGGUAAGCAUGUGAUCAUGACCUCAAAAUUGAGGUGCAGGAAAGUUACCAAAUAUUCUGUACAAGCUAAAAACAUGAUUAUACCAGAAAUGUAAAGCAUUUUUUUAAAUUCUUUCCCUGCACAUUUAUUUUCUUAAAUAGUCAAAAAUUCUAGAAACACCAUAUAAAGAUGCAUAAUGAACCAGCAUACAAGUUGGCGGCAUUAAAAUUAAUGGACUGAAUUCAGCCAUUCUAAAGCAAAAUUCACACAUGGCAGAACAAACUAUGCACAUCUCAGACACUUUGAAACAUUGAACAGAUCUUCUGACAUUUGAAAUGAAGUUUCACCAAUCCCUGAGUGUUGAGCAAAGAUAUAAGGUAGCUUGUUUUAUUCUGAAAACAUAUUUAAUCAUAGCAUAGGCUCAUUAUUAUUAU
Messenger RNA from Durio zibethinus, 1921 nucleotides. The record is from RefSeq and is a predicted model, not a curated record. Lineage: Eukaryota; Viridiplantae; Streptophyta; Magnoliopsida; Malvales; Malvaceae.